CCGGCCCCUGCAGGCUCCGCCCUUGCUCCUGAAUAUUUAAAGAAGAAUGUGCAGCUGGCGGUGUACUUAGGGAAAUAGAGAUCGUCCGAUAAGGGGAUGCUCUAACGGAGAAAACAUGCACAGUAACUCACAGGCGUAGGUCCGGAGACAAAAGCUUCGAAUCCUGAAAUUCCACUUCAAGGGACGGUUUUGCUCGCUUUCUCUGCGGAUGUUGUUUGUCCCUCGCGAGGCGCCGUUGGGUCGCCCAGGAGGCGUGACAAGGGGCGGGAAGUGGGUCCGGAGCGGAGCCGCACAGCCUGGGCGGCCGCUGUCAUGGACGCCUGGGUCCGCUUCAGUGCUCAGAGUCAGGCCCGGGAGCGGCUGUGUAGGGCUGCUCAGUAUGCUUGCUCUCUUCUUGGCCAUGCCCUGCAAAGACAUGGGGCCAGCCCCGAGUUACAAAAACAGAUUCGACAACUGGAAGGUCAUCUGAGCCUUGGAAGAAAGCUUCUACGCCUGGGUAACUCAGCAGAUGCCCUUGAGUCAGCCAAAAGAGCUGUGCACCUCUCAGAUGUUGUCUUGAGAUUCUGCAUCACUGUUAGUCACCUCAAUCGAGCCUUGUACUUCGCCUGUGACAAUGUCCUGUGGGCUGGAAAGUCUGGACUGGCUCCCCGUGUGGAUCAGGAGAAGUGGGCCCAGCGUUCGUUCAGAUACUAUCUGUUCUCCCUCAUCAUGAAUUUGAGCCGUGAUGCUUAUGAGAUUCGCCUACUGAUGGAACAAGAGUCUUCAGCUUGUAGCCGACGACUAAAGGGUUCUGGAGGAGGAAUCCCAGGAGGAAUUGAAACUGGGGGACUUGGGGGACCAGGGACACCAGGAGGAGGUCUGCCCCAACUGGCUCUGAAGCUUCGGCUCCAAGUCCUGCUCCUGGCUCGAGUCCUUCGAGGUCAUCCUCCACUUCUGCUAGAUGUGGUCAGAAAUGCCUGUGAUCUCUUCAUUCCACUUGACAAACUGGGCCUCUGGCGCUGUGGCCCUGGGAUUGUGGGGCUUUGUGGCCUCGUGUCCUCCAUCCUGUCUAUUCUCACCCUAAUCUGCCCCUGGCUACGACUGAAGCCGUGACAUUCUGGUACAGGAAAAGGAAGGGACCUGAAUUGGGGAGAUGGAAUCUUGGAUCGUCCCCCAUGUGCCAGCUUCAUUCUAAUUCUACUCCUUGGUUAAAGCUAAAAUUCAGAGAUUUAGGGAUGGAGGAAGGAGCUUUGGGAAAGAUGAGGUGAGGAUAGGUGACUCGUGAAGUCAAUAAGAUGAUUCUAAUAUCCAGAUAUGCCAGAGCUUUUGUUCUUUUACUUUUUCAUUGUCUGUGACUCUCUUGUCUUUUUACUUUGUGUCUCUUAAGUCUAUGUAAGAGUCUGUGUCUAUGCAGCUCUUCUUUUUACCUUCUAAGUCCCCUAUCCAGGAAUUUAAUCAGCAGAAUUACUUUUUGGUGGGGGAGGUAUAAGGUUUUUGUCUGUAACAUUCUAACUGCCUUCUUUUUUCUCACAGAGGUGGCUUAUGGUAGAUUUCUUCUUGUUCAAACUCCAAAUCAUAAUUUUUAGACUUUAUGUCCCAGUGGACUCUUCCCUCAUAUCUCUGCACCACAGGUUGUUUGAUGCUUCCUCUUCCUCCCUCUUGUCCACCUCACCAAGCUCCCUCAUGAUUUAGCCCUUACCCUUCCCUAUACUCAUACCUUCAGAUUUCUGCUUAUACAUUGACUUCAGAGCUUUGUUCUCUAGCCUGUUCUUACCCCUUCUUUGCCUACUCAGAAUGAUGCUGCGUCUAGCAUCUUGCUGUAAAUACUGUACAAUGAUUCUAUGUAAAUAGCUGUGGCUCAUGCCAACAAUGGAGAGCAAGCCUUCCAGGUCAGCAAAUUAAAGAUCAGUUUGCUCAUUGA
Molecule: messenger RNA, 1900 nt
Organism: Lemur catta (Ring-tailed lemur)
Lineage: Eukaryota; Metazoa; Chordata; Mammalia; Primates; Lemuridae
Gene: PEX11B
Product: peroxisomal biogenesis factor 11 beta
Exons: 4
Coding region: 313-1092 (259 amino acids)
Biological process (GO): peroxisome fission; regulation of peroxisome size
Cellular component (GO): peroxisomal membrane
Source: RefSeq, a predicted model, not a curated record